Triticum turgidum subsp. durum (durum wheat) is the source of this 324-nucleotide messenger RNA. The record is from the annotation of a GenBank genome assembly. NCBI's taxonomy places the organism in Eukaryota, Viridiplantae, Streptophyta, Magnoliopsida, Poales, Poaceae.
AUGUCCCAAAUGGUCCGUCAUCUCAUCACUCUGGCCAGAGGAGAGAAUACAGGUGUUAACAGAACAAAGGAACACCUGGAAAUUGAAAACAAGCUUAAGGAGACAGCAUUGCAUCAAGCAAUCUGCAUUGGAAAUAAUGAUACGGUCAAGCUGCUAAUACAGGAGGACUCAGAGUUGGCCAGUUUCCCGAAAGACGGCACUUCACCUCUGUACCUGGCCAUCUUGCUGGAAGAGGACAUCAUUGCUGAGACACUUUAUAAUGCAAGUCACAAGAAGAUUUCCUAUUCCGGGCAUCAUAGUAUAUAUGAACGUCUUUUUGCAUGA